Ilex paraguariensis (yerba mate) is the source of this 2606-nucleotide messenger RNA. The record is from the annotation of a GenBank genome assembly. NCBI's taxonomy places the organism in Eukaryota, Viridiplantae, Streptophyta, Magnoliopsida, Aquifoliales, Aquifoliaceae.
ACAUAUAAAUACCAAAACUAAACAUGUUGAAAUUGUAAUGAUGCAUAAAAGUUGUAAAAAAAAAAAAUUGACAAAGUGAGAGCAAUCAUUUAAAUUAUAUAUAUUGGGUACACGUCUACAAAAAGAAAUUGAUGAUUUAGUUGACUAUUAAUAUUCCUUGGUCCAAACCUUCACACUAGAUAAUUAGACAUAACAUUUACCUAUCAUAAAGUACUGAUAUUUUUUAUGAUUAAUGUAUCAUUAUGACUAUAUUUGCGAUAAAUUAUAUAAUUUUAUAUAGAAAACAUAAUUAUUUAUAGCAUGUCGUCAACGUUUCCGUGUUCGUGCCCUACUUGUUUUACAAAUUUCAUAUUUGCAUGUCCGUGUUUGUGUCCCAUGUUCAUGUCCAUGCUUCUUAAAUUGUAGUUUUGUGGAAACUCACAUGCUUUAUCAUGAAGAAAGUGGGUUGCGUUGAAUCUAACUUCAGUAGUGUUUGAAAAAAUUAAAAUAAAAUGGUUUUUUUGGAUCUCAUUCGAUAUUUAAGUGUGUGGUGUUGUGCUUUGUGUAGCACAAUCCCUGCAGAGGGCUCCAAACUAGGGUAGUGGUGGUGCUGCUGGUUUUGUUGGUUGAGAAGGUUGGGUUCUAACCAGAUGGAAUAAGUAGGAUAUUCUGUUUUCACGAUAACAUGAAAUAUCAACCAGCAAUUUUCUUGUUUCUUGCCUUUUGUUAAAAGCUUAUCAUUUUGAUUUUUAUUAUUGGCCUCUAGAUUAGGUUGCUUUCAGAAAGCAAAAACAAAGUUGGCCUUGCUCUAAAUGUUCUAGUAAUCAAACCUAUUUAUAUUCAUAUUUUUGGAUGAAGGAAUUUAGAAAGAGUUAGAGCAAUUGAGGCAUAAUAGAUUGCGUUUGGCUGCAAUUGAAUCCAAUUGGAUUCAGUGUCUCUUGAAGCAUGUAAUAUCCAUUAGCUAUAUGAACAUAAUGAAAUGGCAUGUGUGGUGGAGCUUCAACAAUUAGAGGUGGUCAAUGCAUUUAUAGAUGAGCAGACAUACAGUAUUUUGGAAGAGUCACACUGUGCUGUUGUUUAUUGACGCGGUUAGUCAAAAUAUGUACAACGAAACCAAAGGUAAUGAACAGAGACGGAUACUAGGUUUAUAAUAAGGGAAUGAGUUCCAAUAGCCAAACUUCAGAAACAACAGUUCUAAAGAUUCAAAAUAUCCCUUAGAAAAUACAGGAGAUAACAAUAUGCUAGUGGGCGAAAUAGUGGGAGAGAAUCAAAGGUCUAAAGGCUUCGGGUUUGGCAUGGGAAUGGAAUCUUCAGAAUUCUUAAGCAGAUAUGCAGCCCUCUAGAAUAGCAAGCAGUGAUGUUGUAAUAAUGGGCAAGGUUUGGCAACAAGGUCCAACAAGAAAGAUGGAAAAAUAUAGGAAGAAUCUCAUCUGGGACGCUUUGGGCUUUCAAGCACAAGAAAUCUAUGCCCUUCAGUGCAGGGACGUCUGGCACAAUGGGAUUGUUGGCUGCCUUUACCACAGUUGCUACCUUGGGGUUCUUUACUAAUUCAUUUGUACAUACAUCCAUAGUCCCAACUUGAUCUCUUUUGAGAUAUUAUUUAUUGUUUUCUAGUAAUAGAUCACCAGUCAUGAAUUUAAAAGCAGACCUAUAAUAUGCAAGUAGGUUCUCUACCAAUGCAUGUUAGUCAUUUAUUAUCGAAUAAAAUUGAGAAGAAGUACAUUGGAGUGGAUCUGGAUCCCUCUAAUUAUGAACUAUGAUGUGGUUUCUGUAAAAGAUUGUAAACAUUUAGAAUAAAAUUGAUGGUGAUAUGUAGAUCGAGAUCUACUCGAUAAGAAUUUUCUUAAAGUUAAAUCAUCCACCAUACAUAAAAGCCACUUGAAUAUGUAAUGUUCCACUUGAAUUCAUCAUAUUUAUAAAUAAUUUAGCAAGCAGCAAUUUAAGGAAAAUAGCUCUGGAAUCAAGCUGGAUCUCUGAUGCUGGGAAAGAUACAGUUCGUAAUGUAGAGUUCAAUAAAUUAGUUGGUCACUUUUUUACAUAAUAUGUCAACAUGCAGACAAGUAUAUUGGUUAGAAGCUUGAGAGAGCACCACUAGAAUGUAAGAUGAGAUUGUUGGCUAGAUGAUUUGCCUGGGAUCACAUGUGUCAAGCACAAAUUUUUGCACUGGGAGAGUGAUUCUCCUCUCUUCUAUGAAGUGGAGGCUGAUAAGAGAAAGCAUCGAAGAAUGUGGGUAAGGGGCUAAGGUUGGGAGGAAACCUGGCAGCCUAUGAUCUGCCAGAAGAUUGACUCUAGAUAGAGUCUAAGGUUCAAAAUGGGGUUGCCUGGUUGACCCCAUAUUGCUGGGAUAAUUAUUUUGGAGUGGGCUGAUUUGGAAUUUCCUUUGGAUUGUGUUAUCCUCCACUGCAGUCUGAUCUGCUAUCCAUUAAUUUGGUAUACUCUUUGUCAUCAUAUGCAGGCAAAUUAUUUUGUACCAAAGAAGUUUCAUAUCGAGAUCUGAAUGCAGUGAGGAUAAUGUUGUUAGAAUCACAAAAUAGCUGCCGGUAAUGAUAAUAUUGUAGUCAUCAUAAAUUGGCAUCUGGGCUCCUCCCAUAUUUUACUUCAAGGGCUCUGAUCAUUUUGAUUGGAAU